CGUAACAUGGGUCUCGUAGGACUGAUUUUGAUGCUUUUGGACCCAUUUAAAAUUAUAAGAAACUAUGUGUUCAAGCCGAUCGCCGUGUUUGGGUUGGCUGCUGCCGAAGAGUACAAAGCGCGCAAGGAAAAAAGUGUAAAUACUACGAAAAAUGUGUUCCUCAAGCUGUUUAUUGUGGUGUUGGUUGGAUUUUCGGUAGUGUGGGCUUCGAUAUUUUUGUACCUGUAUUUCUACUACUCGUACAUGCCUUCCGUUUUACAUUUGAAGGAUGUACAUCUGAACAUAAGAGACUGCCACGACAAGACCCACGACUGCAAACCGUACCCGUCUGCAAACGUGGCCCUGACAAAUCAUCAACGGUUCCUUAUGGUUGGCCAGCCGUACAAGAUUAUCCUGAACCUGGAAAUGCCAGAAUCAGAACACAAUGGUAAAAUAGGAAUGUUCACCGUCUGUGCCACGGUAAAGGAUUAUGGAAAUAUGGAAAUAGCAAAGUCCUGCCGAAUGUCUAUGCUGCAUUACAAAUCGGACCUGUUGAAAACAAUUCUUACGGUCGUCUUUGCACCGCUACUAAUAUUUGGUUAUCGAGAGGAGAAGCAGCUAGUUACGGUGGAACUGUUUUCCAACUUUCUCGACGAUUCGAACCAUCCGGCUACAAACAUUGAUAUCAUGAUAGAGUGCCGGGACAUUCAGCUGUACUCGGCACAGCUACAGGUAGUAGCUAACUUUACCGGGUUACGCUAUUUAAUGUUUAACUGGCCUGUCCUGUCGGCGAUUAUCGGAAUUACCACCAACCUGUUUUUCAUACUAAUUGUUUGCGUGCUGAGCUGGUACCAUUGGGACGAUACGGAAUGGAUAUCUGAUAUACGGGAUCGGUAUCAGCAAAUUGUGCAGGGUGUUUCAAAGGUGGCUGCAGUCGAGCAAACGAAAGCACUUAAACCGUUAAAGGAAACGGAAACAUCAACAAAAGAUUGGCUUAUAGAUGAGGAAUAGUG
This is a messenger RNA of Anopheles maculipalpis, 992 nucleotides long. It is a transcript of the gene Seipin, whose product is annotated as seipin. The record is from RefSeq and is a predicted model, not a curated record. Bases 7 to 990 code for a protein of 327 amino acids. Lineage: Eukaryota; Metazoa; Arthropoda; Insecta; Diptera; Culicidae. The transcript has 4 exons. Gene Ontology annotation, cellular component: endoplasmic reticulum membrane. Gene Ontology annotation, biological process: lipid droplet organization; lipid storage.